Messenger RNA from Symbiodinium necroappetens, 381 nucleotides. The record is from the annotation of a GenBank genome assembly. NCBI's taxonomy places the organism in Eukaryota, Dinophyceae, Suessiales, Symbiodiniaceae.
GCCGCCGCGAAGGAACUGCUAUGUGCCGGCAAGAGGAAGAGAUCCACGGAAAUCCAGCGGCCAAGCUUCGUGGAGCCAAUGCCUGCGCCAGAAGCCGUCGCAGUCGAGGGAACGAGGCCUCGCAGGCGCCUCCGUGGCAAGCAGCCGCCGAGUGGCGAAAGGACUGCCCCAUGUGUGCAGCCGACUGCCGAAGCUCCGAAGGCCAAACCCAAGGCCCCAGUGGGGCAAAGUGUCAAAGGGAGGGCCGCUGAGAAGUUCUCGGACAAGCAGCAGAAGUGGGCCAUCCAGCUCCGCGACAUGGGCUUCACCAAGCGUCGCGUCGACGUGACGCUCCCGGGAUGCCGCUCCUUGUGCGAGGCAGUCGAGAGGUUGUGCGGAUAA